Balaenoptera musculus (blue whale) is the source of this 2631-nucleotide messenger RNA. It is a transcript of the gene TSEN54, whose product is annotated as tRNA splicing endonuclease subunit 54. Gene Ontology annotation, biological process: tRNA-type intron splice site recognition and cleavage. The coding region runs from base 29 to 1624 and encodes 531 amino acids. Lineage: Eukaryota; Metazoa; Chordata; Mammalia; Artiodactyla; Balaenopteridae. The transcript has 11 exons. The record is from RefSeq and is a predicted model, not a curated record. Gene Ontology annotation, cellular component: tRNA-intron endonuclease complex.
CGCGCGCGCAGCGGCAGACCGCAACCCCAUGGAGCCCGAACCCGAGUCAGCCUCCGUGGAGGUGCCUGCCGGGCGCGUGCUCAGUGCCCCGGAGCUCUUCGCUGCCCGUUCCAGGUCCCAGAAGCUGCCCCAGCGCUCGCAUGGCCCCAAGGACUUCCUCCCCGACGGCUCAGCGGCCCAGGCUGAGCGCCUGCGAGUGUGCCGCGAGGAGCUCUGGCAGCUGCUGGCGGAGGAGCGCGUGGAGCGCCUGGGCAGUUUGGUGGCCGCCGAGUGGAGACCGGAAGAAGGCUUCGUGGAGUUGAAGUCUCCUGCGGGUAAAUUCUGGCAGACCAUGGGCUUCUCAGAGCAGGGCCGGCAGCGGCUUCACCCGGAAGAGGCCUUGUAUCUGCUGGAGUGUGGCUCUAUCCAGCUCUUCCACCAAGACCUUCCGCUGUCUAUCCAAGAGGCCUACCAGCUGCUGCUUACUGAAGACACCGUGACUUUCCUGCAGUACCAGGUCUUCAGCCACCUGAAGAGACUGGGCUAUGUGCUUCGACGAUUCCAAGCAAGCUCCGUCCUGUCCCCUUACGAGAGGCAGCUGAACUUGGAUGGCAGUGUCCAGCGCUUGGAGGAUCGGAAUGGCAAGAGGAAGAGGAGGAGCUCCAGCUCUCAGUCCAUUAAUAAGAAGCCCAAGGUCCUGGAGAACCCCCUGCAGGGGGUGGAUGGGACACCCGAGAGCCUGGCAACCUCCAGCCCACCUCCCCGAAACCAGAACAGCCGAUGUCCAGAGGAGAAAUCCCAGGAGUCAAGCCCCGUAAAGGGCCCCAUGGGCCCCUUUCAGCUUCUUGGGUCCCUGGAGCCCUGCCCUCGGCUGGCCAGGGAGGGGGUGCGGUGCAGCCAGGAGAGUGGCAAAAUGGAGAACGGGGUCAAGGGGGCUUGCAAGCCACGCUGGAACUUUGAGCAGAUCUCCUUCCCCAACAUGGCUUCAGAUAGCCGCCAUACCCUCCUGCUUGCCCCCGCCCCAGAGCUGCUCCCGGCCAACGUGGCAGGGCGGGAGACAGACGCUGAGUCCUGGUGCCAGAAGCUAAACCAGCGGAAGGAGAAGCUCUCCAGGCGGGAACGGGAGCAACAGGCGGAGGCCCAGCACUUCCGGGAGGAUGUAAACUCGGAUCCCGAGGUGCAGCGCUGCUCCAGCUGGCAGGAGUACAAGCAGCUGCUGCAGAGGCGGCACCUGCAGAAGACCCAGAGCCGCCCCCCACACCUGUGGGACCAGCCUGUCACGCCAUUGCUGAGUCCCGGUCAGGCACACUCCCCAGCCACAGUCCUUCAGCAUAUCUCUGUGCUGCAGACGACACACCUUGCUGAUGGAGGUGCGCGGCUGGUGGAGAAGUCUGCGGGCUUGGAGAUCAGCUUUGAUGUUUACCAGGCCGAUGCCGUGGCCACCUUCCGAAAGAAUAACCCUGGCAAGCCCUAUGUCCGGAUGUGCAUUAGUGGAUUUGAUGAGCCAGUCCCAGACCUCUGCACCCUCAAGCGGUUGUCCUACCAGAGCGGGGAUGUUCCUCUGAUCUUUGCCCUGGUGGAUCACGGAGACAUCUCCUUCUACAGCUUCAGGGACUUCACGCUACCCAGGGAUCUGGAGCACUGACCACACAGCUCUGGCAGGGCCUGGGGUCUGCUCUGAGGGACCUGGACUGUCUACUCUCAGGGACCAUCUCAGUUGCCUCCUACACCCAGACUCUGACCUGUAGCUUCAGAGGCUAGUCUGGGCCUUGGCCCUGGGUGUCUGAUGCUUGCAGGAGAGGGGAGCUUUGCCCCCCCUACCUGGCUGCUGCAGCGCUUCCAUGCCCCAGGCCUGAGAUUGCUGCCUUGCAGUAAAUCCCCUUGGAACUCAGGACUAGAUUUCAGAGACCAGCGAGGCGGGGCAGAAGAGAGGACUCCGUGCCUUUAAAUGAGAAGGUGCCUGCUUCUUGCGAUAAAGCCAAAGCCAUUAAAAAAUAGAUCCCUUUUCUGCUGUGGCUGGAUAUACUGGACGAGUCCUCCCGACCCACCAUCCCAUUGUCCGUGGAACUGGCCCCCAGGCCCUCACCCCUGCUUUAUCCACCCACAGAGAGCAACUGCGUUCUCUGGUGCUAGAGCUAAGAGCAGCCCUCGGGAGGGCAGGAAUGCGACCCGACCCUUUCUCGGGGAAGUCACUGACUUCUAGCUAGCUUGGCUUUCAGAAGGGUAGUCCGAGGAGGGAAGAUGGCAUUCCACUGGUCCUUCCCUGAACGCAGCCAGGUCCGGGUAGAGGGGCGGCCGAGAGGCGACAUGUCGGUGUGGCUUGAAUCGUAGUCUUAUUGACCUGUGCGGUGGAGCGUGCAGUUCACGCCCAGGCCUCGGGCCUGGCCUCCGCGCCCCUUCUGCUUCUGUCUCUCGUCGUUCCUAAUCCCCUCCCUCGUCGUGCUGAAAACUCCGGUCGCUGUUGCUGCCGGUGACUCGGAGGAAGGUCCAGGCUUGGGGGCCGCCCAGAGAGGAGGCGCCUCGGCGACGCCCCAGUUCCCAAACCACCUAGUUCUUGGGUCCCGAGACUUGGCCCUGUGUUCGCCGGUCACCCUCUCUGAUUGGGUUGGGCGCUUUCAGGAAGAGCCUGCCGGGCUAUGCCCCUCCCUCCGG